AUGGAGCUCGCUCCCCCCGCCUGCUUGUUCACCGCGCAGAGCGUCCCGCUGAGCCCGAGCGGCAAGCCCGUCUCCGCCAAGCGGCCCCGGUCGUCCUCCCCGGAGCUCCUCCGCUGCAAGCGCCGGCUGAACUUCGCCGCGUUCGGCUACUCGCUGCCCCCGCAGCAGCCUCACGCCGUGGCCCGGCGCAACGAGCGCGAGCGCAACCGGGUCAAGCUGGUCAACAACGGCUUCGCCACCCUCCGCGAGCACGUCCCCAACGGGGCGGCCAACAAGAAGAUGAGCAAGGUGGAGACCCUCCGCUCGGCCGUCGAGUACAUCCGCGCCCUGCAGCAGCUGCUGGACGAACACGACGCCGUCAGCGCCGCCUUCCAAGCGGGCGUGCUGAGCUCGUCGCCCGGCGUGGCGCAGGCCUACGCGGCGGCGGACAUGAACUCCAUGGCCGGCUCGCCCGUGUCCUCCUACUCGUCGGACGAGGUGUCGUACGACCCCCUCAGCCCGGAGGAGCAGGAGCUCCUCGACUUCACCAACUGGUUCUGAACUCCUACUGCCGGGUGUAAGGAUGCAGUCCGGAGGAGGCUCGAGAAGCACCCAGCUCUGGAUUUUAAAACAGAACAAGGACCGCGAAAGACUCGGAAGGGGG
This is a messenger RNA of Phycodurus eques (leafy seadragon), 643 nucleotides long. RefSeq names its product achaete-scute family bHLH transcription factor 1a (gene ascl1a). The record is from RefSeq and is a predicted model, not a curated record. Gene Ontology annotation, cellular component: RNA polymerase II transcription regulator complex. Gene Ontology annotation, biological process: positive regulation of transcription by RNA polymerase II; regulation of neurogenesis; sensory organ development. Gene Ontology annotation, molecular function: protein dimerization activity; DNA-binding transcription factor activity, RNA polymerase II-specific; RNA polymerase II transcription regulatory region sequence-specific DNA binding. The transcript has 2 exons. Bases 1 to 540 code for a protein of 179 amino acids. Lineage: Eukaryota; Metazoa; Chordata; Actinopteri; Syngnathiformes; Syngnathidae.